This is a messenger RNA of Fusarium coffeatum, 819 nucleotides long. RefSeq lists its product as uncharacterized. NCBI's taxonomy places the organism in Eukaryota, Fungi, Ascomycota, Sordariomycetes, Hypocreales, Nectriaceae. The transcript is spliced from 2 exons. The record is from RefSeq and is a predicted model, not a curated record. Bases 1 to 819 code for a protein of 272 amino acids.
AUGACAACACAAGCUCCCGAACUCACGACAACCUUCACACCCGACAAGUCAUGCUUCCAGUAUUUCAAAUAUACAUACACAGGAACUGACCGCACGUGUAAAGAGGGAGGCACCGGUACGCCCAGCGCGUGCACAUACCUGCAGUUGGGUCCCUCAGAGAGCGAUGCCGGCUGCUUUCCUAGUAGUUUAGAACUUGGUACAACCUUUUACUACUCCCCCGGUAUAUGUCCCAGUGGAUUCGAAGUUGCGUGCAGUUCGACAUUCGACAACGGCGAGACUAGAGCGACGUGCUGUCCAAGCACUGAUCUCUGCACCCUCUAUAUCCCGAAGACAGUGGAUGUUAUCGUCUCUGAUUCAGUCCUGGGAGGAGAAUGGGAAAGAAAAACUUCCCGUGGACUUGGAGCCAAUGCUAUUGGUAUUCCCAUCCGAUGGCAUUCCUCCGAUUUCGAGUCCACCGCAACUUCGGAUACGACUGCGACUAUGACAGAAACGGAGUCUUCUUCAACCGGCGCAUCGUCUAGUGAAUCUGAGUCAAGCUAUGACGGGUUGAGCGGAGGAGCCAAGAUCGGUAUUGGAGUUGGAAUUGGAGUUGGAGCUCUUCUUGGAAUCGUCGCAUUGAUCUGGUUUGUGCUUCGAGCGAGGAGGUCUAAGCAGGCGAAUAUUGAGCAUACUGAGCCUAAAUCACCUCAGAUGCAGCAGCAACAUGCGCCAUGGGAAAUGGAGCAGCAACAGAGGCCAUUGGAACUUGAUACUCAAGCAGAUAUGCGUCCAGUGGAACUACCAACGGAAAAUGCGACGCAUGAUCGGUAUAAGAAGUAA